This is a messenger RNA of Guillardia theta CCMP2712, 3099 nucleotides long. RefSeq lists its product as hypothetical. NCBI's taxonomy places the organism in Eukaryota, Cryptophyceae, Pyrenomonadales, Geminigeraceae. Bases 1 to 3099 code for a protein of 1032 amino acids. The transcript is spliced from 3 exons. The record is from RefSeq and is a predicted model, not a curated record.
AUGCCAGGAGUCGGUGUCAGGAGACUUGGAAGGAAAUUGAAGAAAUCGAUUGCUAUCGGGUUCUCACGGGAUGGAAAUUUUGUUUGUGCUGUGCUAGAAAAUUUGCGACUGGUGCUUUGGGAACGGGAAACGGGAGAGAGAUUCCUCCUCACUCCCCCUCUUGCAGGAGGACGAGAUGGUCCCCUCCUUGACAUAAGAGUCAGUGUAUCCAACGAUGGAAGAAGUGUGGCACUGCACGCAUGCCCACACGGCAGCGACAGGUUGCGGAGGAGGAGUUCCCCGCCAGUUUGGAUCUUCGUGAGAGAUGAGAAGCAACGAGACUCGACCCAUGUCAAAGAAGAGCAGCAAGACGAUGAAAACUUGUUGCAUGAGCCCUCGUGCAAGCCCGGGCGACUGCUGGGAUCUUGGGUCAUGUUGAGCACUGACAGUUUUAAAGAUCAGAUCGAGCAUGUUCUCUUCGACUUGUUCGACUUGAGCUCCUUCGAUGCGGAGAGCCUCGUGCGAGGCUGGAACGUCUGUCAAGUCUCCUUGACCUGCCAUCGAUUUGAGUUCGUUCGCAACAUGGUCGAACAGGAGGAUGCUCUCAGGGAUUCGCCGACUCAGAGGGAAUGCGCUGAUGAAAUGUUGUGCAAGCUGAGAUUGAAGGGCUCGAGGUUUGUGUGGAUGGACUGGAGUCUUGUUGAUGGUUCAGAGAUAGAUGAGAGCAAACGAGAGGAUUUCAACCUGGAGUUGGAUGUCUUGCUCAAUCGCUCCAAUGUGAUCAAGCAACAUUUGCAACACAGACACGAUCGCGGCAAACACUCGCCCUGGGGGCAGAAGAGCAUGCAGGAGGUUGUAAAGGUCAUGACAGGGGGGGAGGAUAGCCAUGAGGGAGGUCACAAGAAGGAUGAUGCUCAAGCAGGUCCAGCGCAUGUCAGGCCCCUCAUCCUCCGAUGGGACCCUACGGGGUGGAGGGCAGCGAUAGUGAUGAACAUGUACAGUGAUGGAGAAGCAGACCCUCUGAUCCUCUUGGUCUCUCGUGCCGGCAGAAAGUUGAAGCUCGACCGGUCGAUCCCACCAGACUCUCUGUUGGAACCGAACCGAUCGGCCAUCGCCGAUGUUGCAUGGAGCAAGAGUGGGAUAUUUCUCCUCCUCAUCACGGUAGACGCCAGGAUCUUUGUUCUCUCUAGAGAUGGUCAGCCUGUGCAGAUCGUCUGUCAAAGGCAUCCUGCCCUACAUCCCUCCGCGCGCAACCGCAUGGAGAGCUGCAAUGCCCUGAUGGAGAGGAGGGCGAUGAAUGUGAACUCUCCCUGGGGAACUAUGGCGAAGGAUCAUCACAGGGAGCGGCAAGGGACUUACAUUCUUGAUCUUUCCUCCUCCUUCAAGAGCAGCUCCUUCUGGGGUUCGCACCUGGCUGCCAUGAUCUAUUCGCAUCCACAGGAUACUGGCCUUUCCCUGUGCUCGCACAGCUCUCUCCCGUACCUUUGCAUCACAGACGGGUUUCAGCUGAUCGUUGUAAAGCUCUCUGAGUCUUCUACUGAGACGAUCUUGUCAGGGAUCUUGGAAGAAAGCGUCUUCCUCGAGAGGAUGUUCGCUCACGACGCCUCCCUCUCAGCCCUCUCCUUCUUCCUCAGUUUUCCUAGGUCUCAUCUCCGACCCGGAGAUUUUAUGCAGAUGCGCAAGUGUAUCCGAUUACUCGCAUCGAACUUGAAGAAUUCGAGUGAAAGUCUUGACGAGGAAUCCCUCGCGUACGCUGGCAAGUUGCUCUUCUCAGCUGUCGAUCUCAUCCUGCGCAGUCUGAGAGAGAGCAAGCAAGUUCUGUCUGGUUCCAACGUGCCUCAAGGUUGCUGCGUUGAGCCGCCGAAGGAGGUGGUAGGCAGCGAUGCUGAGCUGUUAGAGAAGAAGAUCAAACCUUGUGUCUCCUCCACCAACUCCUUCCAUGUUGUCACCAUCCCGCCGUCGGACGAGGACACUGAGACGCAGGACAGUAACACAGAGAGCCCUAUCAACGUCCUCAAGCCUGCCGCUGAUGUUGGAGAAGACAACUUGCAGACGGGCCAGCAGCAUGAGAGUGAAAGCUCGUCCCUCCUCCAGUCAGAGACCAGGAGGCUGCAGCACACGACAGCUGGACAAGCGCGUAUUGCCUUGUUCCAACAACUCCUCGUCGUCGGCAAGUUCCGGGAGGCCAUGAUCAUGUUGGUCCUGCUGGGGAAGUUCUGUGUGGUGAGAGCACACAAGCAGGCGGCUCUCUGGUUGCGGUUGGCGGCUGCGGUCCAUCGCGUCUUGGCAGUCGAGGAGCAGACGAACCAGCACGAGGCUACAGACGAGCGCCAAGUGCUGAGGAGCAUCUGCCUUGUUGCCAUGGCGAAAGCUUCGAAGAUGGAGGAAGGAGGUCUCGCUCGGGAGGCUGGUGGGGGACAGAACCAGCUGACUCCGUCGAUCAACCAUGCGGGUAAGAGGAUCGAGCGACUGGUCCAUGGCGGCGGCACCAAGAUGAAGAAGGUGGCGAGUAGCGACGCACAGACUUCAUGCCUGGAGCGGAUGCUCUCUCCUUCCCGCAGGAAUAACCGCUUCUCUUCUCGACGUGGGGGAGAUCCCAGCAACGUGCGGAGCAGCUCAGAGCCUCCGCGGAGGGCCGUGCUGGGAGGAAGCGAAUACUCUGUACGAGGACACGGACUCAGCAGCCUCACGCCCCAAGUCAGCAGGAACAGAGCAGGUGGAGAUCAUCUCGAUGGCGGGGAAGAGACGUACCGCAGUCGCUCCAUCGAUGUCAGUCGGAUGUGCUGCAGGAGGAAGAGUGAGGAAGUACCGGAAGCAACCAACGAGCCAUCGGACACGAGCUGCUUGGACGUGGACGGCACCUCUCCGCAGGUCGGGGUCAGUCCGUCUCAUCAGCAGCAGUCAGCGUCUCCGAGCUGGCGAACUCCGAGCCGAGACGCUUCACUCCAGGAGAAAAAGGAUAGCCUUGCAGCUCGCCGGCCUCUGUUUGCCUUCGACACAGAGUCAGCGCUACUGGUGGGACGAGCUUCUCAGCUAUUAGACGAAAGCUGCACGUCGGAAGAGAACAUGACGCCAGCCAAGAGCUCGACACAUGCUGAGUACGAUAGUCCUUGGACGUGA